Molecule: messenger RNA, 4575 nt
Organism: Aspergillus clavatus NRRL 1
Lineage: Eukaryota; Fungi; Ascomycota; Eurotiomycetes; Eurotiales; Aspergillaceae
Exons: 3
Coding region: 1-4575 (1524 amino acids)
Biological process (GO): deadenylation-independent decapping of nuclear-transcribed mRNA
Cellular component (GO): P-body
Molecular function (GO): protein binding
Source: RefSeq, a predicted model, not a curated record
AUGUCCACCCCCAACGAUCUUCAGGCUCUGCUGGCGAGCAUUAGGCCACGCCCUUCUCCUUCGGGAACCCCUGCUCAGGACGCUCCUCCCCACUCGCAGUACCCCGUGCACUACCAGUCGGGCCUCCGUCCCCAACAGCCGCAGCAGCCUCCUUACGAUGGGCAGAGCAUGCCUCACCCACAGCUGCUGCAACAUGGCUAUCGUCACCCUUCGGUCUCUUCGGUGGUCCAUAGCCCAUCUCCCGUUAAUACUCCGCCUCACCAUGGCUCAGAUAUUCUGAGUCCUAAUAUUACCACUCCUCGUGGUGAAAUGUUUCCGCAGCAGCACCAACCGCAGCCGCAGAACCCGGAUCGUGCGGUGAACCUGCUGAAUCUGCUCAAGUUCAACCAGGGUCCUGCCGGCGGUCCUAUCCAGCAGCAGCCCUCUCCGCUUGGAUUUGAGCAGCCAAGAUCUCCUCAGAUUCAGGAAAUCGGGCCUGAUGGUGUCCCGAGAUCUCAUGCGAGAAACAUCUCUGCCUCUGACCUGGUCGCGUCUCUUUUCGGUCGCCAGGGCCAGCCCUUGUCUUCGCCUGCCCCUCCGCCCGGUAUACCUACACCGUCGCAGUUCGCGCAGCCUGGACCUGCUGGGCCUGGUGAGAGCGCGUCGUCGGCCGCCCCUACUGCUGAAAACACGCAGGAGAUGCUGCUGCGCCUGCUCAACCGGCAGACCCCGACUCAAGAUGCGUCUCAAGGGCCCGUGAGAGCGGUGCCCCAGUCGGCAGUGUCUGCUUCUGCGGUCAAGUCUCCUGCCGCUGAGCCAGUGUCGUCGUCUGACAUCGCGGAAGGCCCUGUCGAAGUUCCCGGGGUUGGCCCCGAAGGACUUGUGUCCGGGAGUCCAGAGGUGCUUGCGUUCCAGCAGCCCAAGAGUUCCCUAACCCCCAAGGAAGGUAUCUUUACCUACACCAAUCCCUUCGAUCAACUCGCAGCCGCCUCGCCCCGCAAGGGAACUUCUCAAGUCAAGUCCCGCAGCGCGAGUCCAGCCGUCGAGCUUCCGAAGAGUCAGAAGAUCAACAUCACAGCAAAGGUAGAAGCCGCUCCCGCCUCUCAACCAUCCGGAUCGCAGCCUGCAGCACGCCCGGAGUCGCCCGAGCUUGACGAAGAGCAGAGAGAGGCUGUCAACAAGGUAGUUGGCAAGCUGGUUGAUCAAAUCGUCGGACGCGAUGUUAGCGAAUUGGUCAGCAGGGCGAUCGAAGAAACCUCCCCGGUCGCGGCGGAUGAGCCGGAGAGUACCCAAGUGGUUCUCUCUACCAUCGCUAGCCACCUUCGCGAGACCGCCACCGAAGCCAAGGAGGCCGCUGCUGACGAAGCUGCCGCGCCUUCUGCUGAGAAAGAGGUGGGCAACAAUGAGAAUGGUGACGCGCUUGCGGAUAGCUGGGAAAGUGCCGAGGAUAGCGCUGAGAAGGAGGAAGAGCGCGUUGUUCCCGUCCAUAAUUUCCCCCUGAAGCCGUUUAUCUCCAUAUCCUUGAAGGAAAAGGCCCAGAAACUUCCGAUCCUGCGGGACGACGGCAUCAUGGACAUCGCCCGUUUGAAGAAGGAAUUCGAUCAGUUGGAUCGCUCUUUGACUUCCGCUACUUCGGAUUACAUUGUCUACGCUCUGGCCAAGAAUGGAGGCAUGAGAAUUAUCCGACAGGACGAUGGAAGUGACAAGCAAGUGUUCCGUUCCACCCGCGAUCGAGUUUUCAACGUGACCCUCUGCACGUCGGCAACGACCAGCGGCUCCUCCGAGGAGCAGGCUCUUCUGGGUAUCGGUGUUAGCGGCUCUGUGUACUGGGCCUUGAUCUCGCGAGCCGAACAAGAUCUGUUCGAGCUGGAUGCCCUGGAGAGUGAGAGUCUGAUAUUCCCACCGUUCCCGGCCUCUGACGAGAACACUUCUGGCGGUCAGCUGAAAACGCGGGCCAAGAGAAGCUCUCGCCACCCUGGCUUCUUCGCCAUCGGUCGCGGCAAGAACAUCUACGUCGUCUCUCCUCAGGCUGCUGCCAGUCCCGCCUAUGGCGUUUCGGGAUCCCAGCGCACCGUCAAUACCGAGAAGUUCUUCAAGGAGCGCGCUCUGAAGAUUUCUACCGGCAAGGCUGGUAAGGACUUCAUGUUCAGUGACGAUGAUACUGUCAUUGCCUCUCUUGACAAGACAGGCAGGCUACGUUUCUGGGACAUCCGUGAGGUGGUCAACAACCCUGACUUCUUCAUUAAUGGACCCAGCCCAGCUGAGGUUCGCGUGCCGCUCAACACCUUUGUCACCGGAUCCCCCAGCGAGAAGUCGUGGCCCACAUCCAUUCUUUUCAUUGACAAACUGCGUCCUUAUGUGAAGUCGAUGGCACUUCGUUACGUGCUGGUUGGACUGAAGCAAAAUCACACCUUGCAGCUCUGGGAUAUUGGGCUUGGCAAGGCUGUGCAGGAGCUGAAGUUCCCUCAUGAGAACGAAUCGGAUGCCAUCUGCAGUGUUGCCUAUCACCCGGCUUCUGGUAUCAUCGUGGUUGGCCAUCCUACGCGCAAUUCGAUCUACUUUGUUCAUCUUUCUGCUCCUCGGUACAAUCUCCAGCCCAUGUCACAAGCAUCCUUCAUCAAGCGUUCGGGCGAAAAGGAUUCCAGCUUGCCAAAGCCAGAGUCCACCGCAUGCAUGAGCGGCAUUCGGGAGAUCUCGUUCGCUUCCAAGGGUCAGCUGCGCAGCUUGGAUCUCCUGCCGAUCAGCAAGGCGCCUGGUGACACCAAAGACGAAAAUGGUCUCUUCGAGCUUUAUGUGAUGCACUCGCGUGGAGUCACAUGCCUGAAUAUCAAGAAAGAGGAUCUGGGCUGGAGCGCCGACAACAAAAUCAUCCGUCCUGUCAAUGCCUUGCAGGAGGGUCUUAUCGAAAUUUCCGAACUGCAGGUAUUCCCCAGCUACGUCACCGACGAGCCUUCCAUCAACGGUGACUCGACCUCCGUCUCCACCAAGGUCACCCCUCGCGAGGUGGUCAAGAAGACCUCUGAACUGAUCCCGGAAGCGGCUGUACCUACCCCGGCUGCCCCGCGUACCAUGUCUCCAACCAAGCCUGUCCUGAAGAAGAAACCUGUUGAUGAACAGGCCGAACCCGCAGUGGCGCCCAAUGGAGCCGACAAGCCGGAGAAGAAGAGAAAGAAGAAGGCUGCCGUCACUGCCGCCGCCGUGAGUGAGACCCCAGCGAAAGCCAAGGAAGUGAGCACUGCUCCAUUUACCACGGGCGAGGGCCAGUCUGCCGAAGUUGCUGCUGGUACUCAACCUUUCGCGCACCCAACCGAAAAUGUCGCUCAGACAAUGCAAGCCGCAACUGUGGACGCUUCUCAGGCUCCUACGACUGUUGUCAGCGACCCUGGUGAAAUUUGGGCCAAGCACUUGACGGCUUUGCAGACUGGUGUCACUACUGAAUUCGACAAGAGCCUCGGUCGCGAGCUUGAAAACCUUUACCAUCGCUUCGACGAGGAGCGGCGCAAUCUGGAUGCUGCUUCUGCCGCCAAGCAGGAUCAAGUCCUGCGGUUGGUCUCAAGCACCCUGUCCGACAAUGUUGAGAAGAAUUUGGCACGUAUUGUCUCCAGCAGCAUCCAGGCUGACGUGGUACCUGCUCUGACUGAGCUUACGUCGAAAGCUGUUGGCAAACAGUUGGAUGAAGUCCUUGCUCAGCAGCUGGCCACCGUCGUACCUCGCGAAGUGCGUCAAGCGCUACCCGAGGCAGUCGCUCGUGCAGUGAAGCAACCUGAAGUGACGAAAGUCAUUUCGGAUAGUAUUGGCCAACGACUUGCUUCUCAUGUUGAAAAUGAGAUGUCCAGAGCCUUGCACACCACGCUCACCCCUGCUUUCAGAAAUCUUUCCCUGCAAGCUGCAGAGCAGAUCGGAUCCGAUAUGCAGAAGCAGGUGCAAGCCCAGAUGAAGCAGUAUGAGAUUCAGCGCCACAAUGAUGCUGCAAAGAUCGAUCAGCUCACAGCUCUGGUUCGCGGCUUGUCCGACACGGUUGCUUCGAUGGCUGCCGCCCAGAACAGCUUCCAAGAAGAAAUUUUGAGAUUCAAUCGUGCAUUGACCAACAAUCAACGCGCCGAGCAGAUUGGCAGCUCGCAGCAGGCUCCACCGGCUGGUCUACCCGCUCGUCUACCUGCCGGUCCCGAAGGUAGAAGCCCGGAGGCUAUGGAACUGGCGGAGAUUGCUCAGCUGAUGCAUGCCGGACGGUACGAGGAGGGUUCUGUUAAGUGGCUUCAAUCUAGCCAACAGGCUGAUUUGUUCGACAAUCUUUUCGUUCGCUUAAGCCCUACAUACCUGGCCUCGCUUUCUCCAAUUGUGGCGCUCUCGGUUGGUGUUGCUGUCACGUCCUCCUUGCAGACCAACAUCGAGGAGCGUCUUACGUGGUUGGAAGUUGUUCUUCAGACCGUUGAUAUGAGGGACGCGGACAUCCGUGAGGUUGCGCCCAGGAUUAUUGACAUUCUUAACCAGCGGUUGGAUAGCUUCUACAUGAGUGUUGCUCCGACCACCCCUCACGAGCCUUAUAUGCGCAAGCUUGGCCCCAUUGCUCGCCGCUUGCGUGAGCUUCGUGGAUAA